Stylophora pistillata is the source of this 618-nucleotide messenger RNA. Its product is annotated as 2',3'-cyclic-nucleotide 2'-phosphodiesterase-like. NCBI's taxonomy places the organism in Eukaryota, Metazoa, Cnidaria, Anthozoa, Scleractinia, Pocilloporidae. The record is from RefSeq and is a predicted model, not a curated record.
AUGAGAGGUUUAUUUUUAGGAGACCUUGUAGGGCGUUCUGGUCGAGAUGUUGUUAAGGAAUAUCUUUCUGACUUAAAGCAGCAGUUGUCUCUUGAUUAUGUGGUUGUAAAUGCAGAAAAUGCUGCAGGGGGCUUCGGGAUUACAGAAGCUAUUGCUGAAGACUUGUUCGCUUGGGGAGCGGAUGUCAUUACAACCGGAAACCAUGCGUGGGAUCAACGGGGUUCUAUUCCUUACUAUGACGAGGAAAGGCGUCUUUUACGUCCUCAUAACUAUCCGCCAGGGUCGCCAGGAUCAGGUGUUGUGUGUAUCACGCUUUCAAAUGGGUUUUCCCUGACGGUGAUCAAUGUGAUGGGGCGUUUGUUUAUGGAAACGUUGGAUGACCCCUUUCAAAGUGUUCAAAAGCUUUUGGAAAGUCAUGUUUUAGGCGAUACCUGUCAUGCAUUGAUCAUUGAUAUGCACGCAGAAACCACUAGUGAAAAGGCGGCGAUGGGCGUGCCAGCCUUGUUGUGGGAACGCAUACUCAUGUUCCUACAGCGGAUGCACAUAUUUUGCCCGAAGGAACAGGGUAUCAAACAGAUGCUGGGAUGUGCGGCGAUUAUGAUUCGAUCAUUGGGAUGA